GUUAUGAAAAUAAGGAUAAAAAAUGAAAGAUAUUUUUCAUUUAUUGCUUUUUCAGAAGCUUUUUAUUUUAGUGGCACUAACUAUUAAAAAAAAACUGAAUAUCAAGAGUUCAUGUUGUAGGGUGUUAUGUUGAAUUUGUUCACAGAUGAUCUAAUGAGUAUUUUCAGAGCUGUACAUUAAAACUGUUGUGGAUUUGUGUGUGUUUCUUUGUCCACGGGCUGUGAAUAGUUAAACUGUUAUUCUUCCCCUGGUGCUUUGUGCAGGACAGUUAAUUGGAUGGUACUUAAAGCUGUCACAUAUAAAUGUGAGAAGUGUUUGAUCACUACUUCAGCAGGACCAGUCACUGAGCAGCAGGAGGCUAAACGUUUAGUCUAUCCAUUUCUAUCCAUAUACGUGCAAAAAAGUUUGUCUCCCCGUGUAACAAAUUCAUGCUUUGUUUUGGCGUGCGCGUGCACUGUUGUCCGCGUGCCCGUGGCCUCGUCACCCCACCACCACCACCACCUCCCCCCACCCUGGGGACUGCUCGGCUUUAAUAUCCUGCAGGUUGAUGAAGCUUGGCGGGGAGAUUUUUUUCCACACUCCGCUGGCAGCGUUAAUAGAGGCUGCCCUCCUCCUCUCCUCUCCCCUCUCCUCUUCCUCCUCCUCCUCUCUCCUCUUCCUCCUCCUCCUCCUCCUCCUCACUUGGCUUCUUCCAUCCCGCCACUGUUUGAUGUGGAAAUGCAAGCUAAAGAAAAAGGCUUAGAAAAAGACCACAGUCAAUGGGUUAAAUUAAAAGCAGCACUGCUGUGUUCAUGUCCGUGAAGUGUUUGCGCCUUUUCUGCUGAAUUGUGUUUGUUAGUGUUUACAGAUAGAACAGCAAGAGGACUUUCAAUGGCUGGUCAUUAUUAUUUUAAAGCAGUCAGCUUUGACAGAUUUAUUUUUACAUAAGUGCAUUCCAGCUGUAUAACAUAUAAAUAUAUUGUAAAUAAAUACAGUUGAAAAUGUUCAGCAUGCAUUGUCAUCAUUUACACACAGAUCAAAAUGAGUAUGAAUUAAUUCAAGUAAAAACAUGUUUGUGUGAUCAAAAUGAAUUUGAUAAGAAGAACAAAUCACAAGUCUAUUUCAGCUUAUUAAAGGCUAUAUGCUUAGAUAAUAAACCUAAAUGACUAUCUAUAUAAUAUGUAUUAUCAUUAUCUAUAUUUUGGUCAUAAUCUAUAUUCAAAAUUCAUAAAUUUGUAUGAAAUACAUUUACACUUGUUAAUCUGUACAUGUUUUUUUACUCUGUGAAAAGUGGAACAUCAGUAAAUGGUCCAUGGUUGAACUCAAGAAAUAAAAGUUAAAAGUGUGAAUUGAAAAAAUUGAAAGUCAUUGUUUUUUAUAUUUUAUUUUUAAAGAGUAGCUGCUCAUUGACAUCAUCUUUAAUAAUCAAACCUAUCUUAAUGUAUAAAACACUUGAAAUUUAUGGCCAUUAUAUUAUGAAAAUAUUCAGUAUGUAGUACAUAUGAGUUAAAAUCUCUCUUAAUUCAACAAACGUGCAUAACUUCAACAGCUACACUUAUGUGUGAGUAAUAUUUAGUAUGAACAUGCAGUUUUUUAUUUCAUUUUUCAUCACUUUAGGAUCCAAAUGUCUUUAUCUAGAGUACAUAAAAGGAAACACAAAGUUCAGGUGACAAAUGACAACUGAAACUAAUCUAAAGGAGAACAGUGUAAAAUGUCUCCUAUGAAUUCUGUAUCACUUUCAAGUAUCGUAAUGACUAUAAUUAAUGUUGUCGUGAUUUUUAUCUACCUACCUACCUAUCUACCUGUGAGUACAGGAAUAAACAGUAUCCCUACAAGUGUAAAACAUUGGCCACACAUUUCUUAAUGUGAUUCAAUGUAUUUAACAGAAGGUGAAAAUUUUUAUUUUAGCUUGGGGAUAAGAAAAGCUCCAUUUCAAAUGAAAUCAAUGUUUGUGUAAGUACGUCAGAUAUCCUAAACUGUGUGCAUUCACAGUUUGGUCUCACUGUAUUCAUAUUUAAUAGCAUCUAACGUGCUUGUCUUUAUUUUUCUGAGAAUAGACUUUGGUUGAGAUUUAGUUAUGUCUGUAUCACACAUGUUUAUGCUGCUCAUGUGACUCUGCCUCAUGUUCCAUGACAUUUAUGAUUGUUCAUCCUCCUCCUCCCCCAGGUCAUGGGGGUCUUAACCAACUAGGUGGAAUGUUUGUUAAUGGCCGUCCACUCCCGGAGGUGAUCCGGCAACGUAUUGUGGACAUGGCCCACCAGGGGGUUCGGCCCUGUGACAUCUCUCGGCAGCUCCGAGUCAGCCACGGCUGUGUCAGCAAAAUUUUGGGACGAUACUACGAGACAGGUAGCAUCAAACCAGGUGUGAUUGGUGGGUCGAAGCCUAAGGUGGCCACUCCAAAGGUUGUGGAUAAGAUCGCAGAGUAUAAGAGGCAAAACCCCACUAUGUUUGCCUGGGAAAUCAGGGACCGACUGCUGGCAGAGGGAGUGUGUGAUGGUGACACCGUUCCCAGUGUGAGCUCCAUUAACAGAAUAAUACGAACAAAGGUCCAGCAGCCUUUCAACCUGCCUCUGGAUGGAAAAGGUCUGAGUCCGGGUCAGACCUUAAUUCCCAGUUCAGCUGUCACCCCUCCUGAGUCUCCACAGUCGGACUCUUUGGGCUCCACCUACUCCAUCAGUGGUUUGUUGGGUAUUCCCCAACCCAGUGCCGAGGGCAAGAGGAGCCAUGACGACAGUGAUCAGGAGAGUUGUCGGCACAGUGUGGACUCUCAGGGCAGCGGUGGCGUCCCAAGAAAACAGAUGAGAGUAGAUCAUUUCUCAACGCAACAUUUGGACUGUGGGUUCGAUCGUCCACACUACCCACCGGACUCCUUCAGCUCCGCAUCUAGCAGCAAGACCGAGCAGACUUUGUACCCGCUGUCUCUCAUCAACGGCAGCUUAGACGAGGCCAAAACCAGUCUCUCGACAUCUGGCUCAGCUAUUGGACGGAAUCUGACCGGACCCCAGAGCUACACCAUGGUGACUGACCCCCUACAGCCGCUGCCACUCUGUCUAAAACAGGAAAUGUCCCCAGAAGUAGCCAGCACCAGCCCCUCCCCAAACAUGGUACCAUCCAACCUAGCCUUUGUGGAGCUGCAGGCGCUGCAGAAGCCUGUUUCUGUCAGCAGCAGCAGCAGCUGCAGCAGCUCCAACCAUUUCCCCAAUGCCUUCAGCUCCUUCUCCCAUCAUGCACCAGUGUAUGGGCAGUUCAGCAGCCAGUCUAUCAUAUCAGGACGUGACAUGGUGAGCUCCACUCUGCCGGGUUAUCCACCUCACAUCCCAUCCCCUGCUCAGACCGGCUACUCCUCCUCCGCCAUCACUGGCAUGGUAGCAGGUGCAGACUACUCGGGUCAGUCCUAUAGCCAUUCACCUUACUCCUACAGCGAAGCCUGGAGGUUCACUAACUCCAGUAUACUGGGCUCACCCUAUUACUACAGCUCGGCGUCCCGCACAGCAGCGCCGUCUACAGCUGCCUACGACCACCUUUAGUGCUGGAGAGACUCAGACUGAUUGUGUGGAAGUCACUGAAAAACUGGAUGUGAACUACAGACUGAUGAAUCCACAACACAUUCCCCACCCUCGUCAUGGUCCACACCUUGUUUUCUGUUAUUUAUUUGUCUUCAGUUAGACCACCUUGUUGACUCGUGCGUUUACACACUCCUAACACUGAACUCCUCCCAGGGCCCAUUUGCAGAAACACACAUGGUGCAUAUAUUUUCUAAUGCUGUUUUGGCCAAAGACUUUGUUUCUGCAGCUUGAAACCACUGAUCAAGUCAAGAGGAAUAUGCAAUGUCUUUAUACUGAACUAUGCCUGCUUUUGUUUACAAAAUGUGAAUUCUGUUCCAUCCUCACACACAUGUUUUUGUUUUGUUUGUUUUUCCCCGUGAAUUCACAUUUUAAGACCUUAAAUUUACACCAGAAGAUAACACAAUGAAUCAUAAUGCCUACAAAACACUCACAAAUUCCCCUCAAAGACAAUUAGAGCUUCUGUUUAACAAUAUGUAUAUAUUGUAAAUGAUGAAUUUAUUACGGGGAAGCGAUGCAAUUUGACUCAGAGAAUGACUGAGAAGGGACGGGGAUAGUGAUUUAAAACCAAUAUGGCUUGAUAUACAUUUGUUUUGCUUCAGAUAUGUUUAGUUUGAUGUCAUGCUAAGGUUCUGAUGUUUGGUAAGAACUGUGACUAUUUUUUCUUACACUGUUAUUAAUAUUAUUAAAGAUGUAAAUAAGGAAUUUCUAAAAUUAUUUUAAUUAAAGCAUGACAAAUUUA
Sphaeramia orbicularis (orbiculate cardinalfish) is the source of this 4284-nucleotide messenger RNA. It is a transcript of the gene pax8, whose product is annotated as paired box 8. The coding region runs from base 2109 to 3506 and encodes 465 amino acids. Gene Ontology annotation, molecular function: DNA-binding transcription factor activity, RNA polymerase II-specific; RNA polymerase II cis-regulatory region sequence-specific DNA binding. Gene Ontology annotation, biological process: anatomical structure development; regulation of transcription by RNA polymerase II. NCBI's taxonomy places the organism in Eukaryota, Metazoa, Chordata, Actinopteri, Kurtiformes, Apogonidae. The record is from RefSeq and is a predicted model, not a curated record. The transcript has 10 exons.